CCCCCUCACCUCUCCCCUCGCUCCCGGCAGCCGGCCGGUGAUGUGCCAGAGCCCCGGCGGGUCCUGCAGGGCCCGGCCCCGCGGCAGGGAGGGCCCCGGCGCCCCCCGAGCCUCCCCGGCCGCCGCUCCCGGAGAUGAGGGUCCCUCCGCCGCCCGGCAGAGCCGCUGACUCCGUGGCACCAUGGCCCUCUCCGGCUGUAACGUGCUCCUUGCCGUAGCCCGGACCAGUUUCAGAGGCUGCCAUCUCCUCGCACACUCCACCCCUCCAUACUCCCCAGCAGUCGCUUUUCUCCAAGUUGUGGAUUCUCAUUUACCCUGGACUUGCCCGCGAGGCUCGGAGGACCCGCCGGGGCCGCGCUGCGCAGGGUUGGGGGCUGCCCUGCCUCGCUCACCAGCACGAGCCCUUCACACAUCCACCUGCUGGCACCAGGAGCUGCGGGAUGGACCUCCUCCCCAGGGAAACGCUGUCACCCAGGGCACCAAACCGGCCAAAACUCCGGCAAAACAAGUCAUAGAGGCUCCCGCGGGGAAAAAGUCUUUACGCCAAAAGAUCGUGGAGGAGCUGAAGCACUAUUACAAUGGAUUCCACUUGCUUUGGAUCGACACUAAGGUGGCUGCCAGGAUGGUGUGGAGGCUGUUGCAUGGUCAGGUCCUCACUAGGAGGGAGAGACGAAGGCUGCUGAGAACUUGCGCAGAUCUCUUCCGGCUGGUGCCCUUCCUGGUGUUUGUCAUUGUCCCCUUCAUGGAGUUUCUCUUGCCGGUCUUCCUGAAGCUCUUCCCUGAAAUGCUGCCCUCGACAUUUGAGACAGAGUCAAAAAAGGAAGAAAAGCAGAAGAAGAAAUUAAAUGCAAAGCUGGAGUUAGCGAAGUUCCUGCAGGAGACCAUUGCAGAGAUGGCCAAAAGGAACAAAGCAGAUACAGGACAAGGAAAGCAAUUCUCCUCUUACGUGCACCAGAUCCGUCACGGCGGCCGGCGGCCCAGCACCCAGGAGAUCGUGCGCUUCUCCAAGCUCUUUGAGGAUGAGCUGACCCUGGAGCACCUGGAACGGCCGCAGCUGGUAGCUCUUUGCAAAUUGCUUGAGCUGCAGCCCAUUGGCACCAACAACCUGCUCCGCUUUCAGCUGCUGCUGAGGCUCAGGACCAUCAAGGCAGAUGAUGAGAUGAUUGCCAAGGAAGGAGUCAAUGGCCUGAGCGUGUCCGAGCUGCAGAGCGCGUGCAGAGCCAGAGGAAUGCGGUCACUGGGGCUCUCAGAGGAGCAGCUGAAGGAGCAGCUGAGGCAGUGGCUGGAUCUGCAUUUAAAAGAGAACGUUCCACCUUCUCUGCUCCUGCUUUCCCGUGCCUUGUACUUAAUAGAUGUAAAGCCACAACCUGUUCCCGUCCCACAAAAUAAGACAGGUGAAGCUGCCGACGUGGUGACAUCUGUUCCUGAAGGUCCAGAGACACUGGUGGAUCCUGCCCCUGUUGCACAGGGAAGAAAGAAUGAAGAGUUCCUGUCUCAGCCAGCAGAGAAGGUGCCGGUCUCAGAAGUGUCAGUUAAGCCUCCCCCACGAGAGACAAAGCUGGAGGCGUCCCCGAGCAGCAAGGCCGGUGCCAACGGGCUCUAGGCUGAGCCAGGACCCCCCAGUGUCAUCUCUGCACCCCCUGGGAAGGGAAGAGCCCCUUUCCAGGAGGCUGUGUUGCACAGAAAGGUGUCAGUCACACUUAGGAGCCUCUCCCUCUGCUCCAAGCUCAUUAGCAACUAGGCCACACUCAGGCUACCUGGAUGGUACCAGCUUCUUAUUUGUACU
Messenger RNA from Calidris pugnax (ruff), 1786 nucleotides. RefSeq names its product leucine zipper-EF-hand containing transmembrane protein 2 (gene LETM2). Lineage: Eukaryota; Metazoa; Chordata; Aves; Charadriiformes; Scolopacidae. The transcript has 10 exons. Gene Ontology annotation, cellular component: mitochondrial inner membrane. Gene Ontology annotation, molecular function: ribosome binding. The record is from RefSeq and is a predicted model, not a curated record. Gene Ontology annotation, biological process: intracellular monoatomic cation homeostasis. Bases 182 to 1603 code for a protein of 473 amino acids.